CAGAAGUAGGUGAAAAGCAAAGGAGUAAAGAAAGAGAGAGAGAGAGAAGAAAACAAAUAGGUUGCCAUAGUAUUACGACAACCACUCUUGCUCUCUCUCUACCUAAUCUACUCCCCCAAAUUACCCCCCAUCCAGGCCAAAGAUACAGCCAAACCAGAGACAGAGAGACAGGGAGUGUGAUCUCUUUUUUGCUUCUUCGUCUCCAUCUGUCCUUUAUCGAAACCCUAGCUCUUCUCUUCCCGCUCCAGCAGCCAGAUCUCGGCGAGUUCGCCGCCACGGAUCCGAGUUGCCGCGACGCCUGGCUCGGAGGACUCGUCUUUGGUUUGAUUGCGGUCGCAAUGGCGCGGUCUCGCGGUUGAUGUUAGUGUCUCGCAAUGUCGGCUUCGUUGGCGGCGCUCGAGCGCCCCAGAGUCGGGGCUUCUAAUACGGGUUCAAACACGGAACCUAGGGGCCCAAAGAGCAACACCCCAGCACAUUGGAGAUUGGGUUCGAGUGAAAACUUCAGUGCCUUCCCCCAAAUAUGGGUGGGAGGAUGUUACCCGACAGAGCAUUGGUAUAAUCCACAACAUGGAUGAUUCUGGUGACAUGAGUGUUGCAUUCUGCUUCCGAGCAAGCUUUUUCCUUGCUCUGUAACAGAUAUGGAGAAGGUAUUGCUAUUUGAAGUGGGCCAAGAGAUUCGCCUGAUGCCAUCUAUCUCUCAGCCCCAACUUGGUUGGUCAAAUGAAACUCCAGCUACCUUUGGUAAAAUUGCAAGAAUCGACAUGGAUGGGACCCUUAAUGUAAGAGUGGCUGGCAGAGAUAGUUUGUGGAAAGUUGCUCCAGGUGAUGCAGAAAAAUUUCCAGGAUUUGUGGUUGGUGACUGGGUUCGGGUGAAACAAUUUCUGGGAAAUAGGCUUUGUCCUGAGGGAAAUGUAUCUGGAAGAGAGAAUUUAGCAGUGGUGCACAGUGUACACGAUUUUUUCAAUUUAGAGUUGGCAUGUUGUUAUCGUAAAGGAAGGUGGGAUGUCCACUACUCCGAAGUUGAAAAGGUUGAAUGCUUUAAAACAGGACAGCAUGUAAGCUUCCGUGUCGGACUUAGUGAGCCAAGAUGGGGCUGGAGAGGUGCCUGUCCCACUAACAAAGGUGUCAUAGUUGGUGUAAAUUAUAAUGGAGAAGUUAAGGUUUCAUUUUUCAAUUUACCAGGCUUGUGGAGGGGAGAUCCUGCAGAUCUUGAGGUGGAGCAGAUGCUUGAGGUGGGUGAAUGGGUGAAACUGAAGGAUCAUGCUGCCAGGCGGAAAUCCUUGGGACCUGGCAGUAUUGGGGUUGUGCAAGGACUAGGAUAUCAAACCGAUCAGUGGGAUGGCACUGUCUCUGUUUGUUUUUGUGGAGAGCCAGAAUUGUGGGUAGGGUCCAUUUCUGAGCUUGAAAGAGUGAAUAGGCUUCAAAUAGGCCAAGAGGUGCGGGUGAAGCUCUCUGUUGAGCAGCCAAGAUUUGGGUGGUCAGGCCAUACCCAUGCAAGCAUAGGUACUGUAACAGCAAUAGAUGCUGAUGGUAAGCUAAGAAUAUACACCCCAGCUGGCUCAAAGACUUGGAUGCUUGAUCCAUCUGAAGUUGAUCUGGUGGUGGAAGAAAAUAUGAAAACUGGAGAUUGGGUGAGGGUUAAGUCAUGUGUAGCAACACCAUUUCAUCACUGGGGAGAGGUUACCUCGUGAGAGUAUUGGAGUGGUUCACCGAAUGGAGGGAGAAGAGCUUUGGGUUUCAUUUUGUUUUCUGGAUAGACUUUGGGUAUGUAAAGAAAGAGAGAUGGAAAAGGUGAGACCUUUUAGGGUGGGUGAUAAGGUGAAAUUUAGAGAGGGAUUAACAAAACCGAGGUGGGGAUGGGGGAUGGAAACACCUGCCAGCAAGGGCGAGGUGGUUGGAGUUGAUGCCAACGGGAAGUUAAGAAUCAUGUUUAGAUGGAGGGAAGGACGCCCCUGGAUUGGAGACCCUGCUGAUCUUGUUCUUUACCAGAGCUCUAGUGAACAUUUCCUGAGGGAUCAAUCCUUGUGUUUCCAUUCUUAUGGAAGCCUGCCUGAGCAUCUGUAAGGUUUCAGGUGGUUUCUCUCGUUGCCGCAUGGAAAGUAGGCUUGUUUUAUGGCUGAUAAAUCGAUAUGCAUGACGAAAGAAGCUUCUAGAUUUCAUUUACAAGUUCUCAGAUCGAUGGGGGAUGUAUCAAAAUCCAAGUCCAAGUCGCCAAGUACUAUGGUUGGUCCAUAAGUUGGGGGUCAUGGAUAUGCUAUGUUAGAUUGAAGCAGCCACUGUGGGUGGCAUUACUUCUUAAAUUGGCCUCUCAUAGAUAGAUCUGUACAGGGUUGGGAUCCAUGAUCUGGGCUGCUCUCUCUUACACCAGUUAAUUAUUUUGACUUAAUAUCUGUAUAGAUGAUUGUAAUUUUUACGGUCAACAUCGUGGGGGAAUAAGAUACGUUUUCUCCAUUCCUUUUCUUCUUCCAUUUUUAAAUUAAGGAUGCAUGGAAC
Diospyros lotus (date-plum) is the source of this 2493-nucleotide messenger RNA. RefSeq names its product pentatricopeptide repeat-containing protein At1g62350-like. Gene Ontology annotation, cellular component: trans-Golgi network; early endosome. The record is from RefSeq and is a predicted model, not a curated record. NCBI's taxonomy places the organism in Eukaryota, Viridiplantae, Streptophyta, Magnoliopsida, Ericales, Ebenaceae. Gene Ontology annotation, molecular function: protein binding; ubiquitin-protein transferase activity. Bases 639 to 1691 code for a protein of 350 amino acids. Gene Ontology annotation, biological process: protein ubiquitination; abscisic acid-activated signaling pathway; negative regulation of abscisic acid-activated signaling pathway. The transcript is spliced from 3 exons.